AUGGACGGGCCUCAGGUCGCUGUCAAUGGACGGGCCUCAGGUCGCUGUCAAUGGACGGGCCUCAGGUCGCUGUCAAUGGACGGGCCUCAGGUCGCUGUCAAUGGACGGGCCUCAGGUCGCUGUCAAUGGACGGGCCUCAGGUCGCUGUCAAUGGACGGGUCGCUGUCAAUGGACGGGCCUCAGGUCGCUGUCAAUGAACGGGCCUCAGGUCGCUGUCAAUGGACGGGCCUCAGGUCGCUGUCAAUGGACGGGCCUCAGGUCGCUGUCAAUGGACGGGCCUCAGGUCGCUGUCAAUGGACGGGUCGCUGUCAAUGGACGGGCCUCAGGUCGCUGUCAAUGAACGGGCCUCAGGUCGCUGUCAAUGAACGGGCCUCAGAGGUCAGAUUAUCUCCGGAAGCCUUAAAUACACAUCAACAACAUGCUGAAGCUUCCUCCUCUCUCCCUGUAGGAGUGGCAGCGUCUCAGGAGCAGGACUUUGGGACAGCUAACCUUCACAGGGAGGUCUCUGACAUCGUCUCUGUCCUGGUGUACGUAGGAGUGGCCAAGGGGAACGGAGUCCUGUCCAAGACGGGAGUGUUGAAGAGACUGGAGGAGGAAGACUUGGACGACAGCGUGAAGAAGAGAUUAAAGGAUUCCAGCGAGACACCUGGAGCCUUGUGGCACAUCUACAUUAGCAAAGAUGUGGAGAAAAUUAAAGACUUUCUGCACAAGCAGGUUGCUAAGGAGCAGGGGGCGGAGAUUUCAGCAGAGCACGACCCAAUCAGAGAGCCGGGCUGGUACCUGAGCAGGAAGUUGCGUCAGCGUCUGUGGGAGGAGCAUGAUGUGCAGGGCUUGACCGUGGUUCAGUUCCUGGGGGACUCUGUCCUCAUCCCGGCCGGGGCGCUGCACCAGGUGCAGAACCUUCACAGUUGUGUCCAGGUGAUAAAUGACUUUGUGUCUCCAGAGCAUGUAUUCCACUCCUUCCACCUGACACAGGAACUGAGAUCCUCCAGAGAAGAGCCCAACUACGAAGAUAAACUACAGGUAAAGAACAUCUUGUUCCACUCUGUGAAGGAUGCAUUGACGUCGCUGAGGAGGUACAGCCAGGAGGAGGAAGAGAACUCCUGACCCGUAGUCCCCCUGGCUCCUCCCUCUCUGGCGCCUCCCUCUCUGGCUCCUCCCUCUCUGGUGCCUCCCUCUCUGAGACAUCUUCCUUCAGCCUGGAACAGAUAUAUACACACUGACACUAACCACAACAGCAGAACACACUACAACACACUAAAACUACAUGUUACUGACCAGCAUCACCACCCGGCAUCAGGAUACUGACCACAGCAGCAUCACCACCCAGCAUCAGGAUACUGACCACAGCAGCAUCACCACCCAGCAUCAGGAUACUGACCACAGCAGCAUCACUACCCAGCAUCAGGAUACUGACCAUAGCAGCAUCACUACCCAGCAUCAGGAUACUGACCAUAGCAGCAUCACUACCCAGCAUCAGGAUACUGACCACAGCAGCAUCAGGAUACUAACCACAGCAGCAUCACUACCCAGCAUCAGGAUACUAACCACAGCAGCAUCACUACCCAGCAUCAGGAUACUGACCAUAGCAGCAUCACUACCCAGCAUCAGGAUACUGACCAUAGCAGCAUCACCACCCAGCAUCAGGAUACUGACCACAGCAGCAUCACUACCACAGCAUCAGGAUACUGACCAUAGCAGCAUCACUACCCAGCAUCAGGAUACUGACCACAGCAGCAUCAGGAGAACUGAGUUCAGUAGAAUCUGGUCUCACAGCUCUGACUGCUGUUCUGGAACCUUCUGUUCUCUGUUUGUUCCUGUUUUCCUUUUGUUUGUUUAGUUCAUUUUUUUCUUUCAAACUGUUGUAUAUUGUUUCUGUGAAAAUUAUGUAUUUAUUUUAUAGGAGUUGUAAAUGCGAUGAUGUUCUAGAUCAAAUGUAAAUGUGACUUGUACAGUUUGCUAAAUGAUGAGUUGUGAGACGGAUGCCGUUUCCUACAUUGAGACAGUUACUGUGAGAGGAAACAGACUUCAGCUGUCGCCGAGAACUCUGGGAGUCGCUGCUGAAUUCGUCCUCAUGCCAUAUCUUUUAAAAACGAACUGCCAAACUAUUCUAUUGUAUGAAACUGUGUACAGUUGAAUUAUGUAAAAAAAAAGACUAAAUGAAUAAUACACUUCAGCAUUUUCAGUAUUCACUGUAAAAUGGAGACAUUUACACACAAAAAAUAAUUUAUUCAAAUGUUGAAGUUUAAACGAUAACAAUUGUGUAAAUAUAUACAUAUAUACAUUCACUGAUGUAUUUUUUAAAACAUGGCUUGCUUCAAUUUGUAAUUUUAAAAGUGCAAGUGUUAUAUGCUUUGGACAUUGAAGUUCAAAGGGGUUUUACAUUUUCCAUUAAAAUGGAUUCAUCAAAGUA
Messenger RNA from Oncorhynchus kisutch (coho salmon), 2413 nucleotides. RefSeq names its product probable JmjC domain-containing histone demethylation protein 2C. Gene Ontology annotation, cellular component: histone deacetylase complex; chromatin. Gene Ontology annotation, biological process: regulation of transcription by RNA polymerase II. Lineage: Eukaryota; Metazoa; Chordata; Actinopteri; Salmoniformes; Salmonidae. The record is from RefSeq and is a predicted model, not a curated record. The transcript has 6 exons. The coding region runs from base 1 to 1107 and encodes 368 amino acids. Gene Ontology annotation, molecular function: transcription coregulator activity; chromatin DNA binding; histone H3K9 demethylase activity.